GUGACGAACGGCGAGAUGAACGAAGAUGAUUCCUUUAAGGUGGGAGGUUUUCCCCACUAUUCGUAUCCGGAAAAAAGAGUCGGCUCGGAAGAGAGUCGAGCGGAGAAGAUAGUUUUGAGCAGCCGGUCGUCGCAGACGCGUCUAAGGAUCCGUUUCGCGUUUUCGAGGUGGAAUCUCUUAAGAAAAAAUUUUUUUUUUAAGGGAUCGCGAAUCGAUUCCACGGGAAACACGACGCGCUCAGGUCCAAAAGGAAUAGGAGCGAUGCGUCGUCCACCGGGUAUCGUGCAGUGGACAUCGUUCCUGGUCCUGCUGUUCGCGGCAGUUCACGCAACUUCGGCGAAGCAGCCGCAUAUUAUCUUUAUUCUAGCGGACGAUUUGGGAUGGAACGACGUCGGUUUUCACGGUUCCGGUCAGAUCCCAACACCAAAUAUCGAUGCGCUAGCGUACUCCGGGUUGCUUCUUGAUAGAUAUUAUGUCACACCGAUCUGCACUCCGUCCAGAAGCGCCCUGAUGACCGGCAAAUAUCCCAUUCACACUGGAAUGCAGCACGGCGUUCUCAAAGGUGCAGAACCGAGAGGAUUGCCACUUCACGAGAAGCUCUUGCCGGAAUAUCUGCGCGAACUUAACUACAGCACGCACAUCGUCGGCAAAUGGCACCUAGGAUUUUACAAGAAGGAUUACACUCCUACUUACAGGGGAUUCGACACCCACACCGGUUAUUGGACGGGUCAUCAUGACUAUUUCGAUCACACGGCCGUUGAAAGCCCUUAUUGGGGCUUGGACAUGAGACGGGGCAUGGAGCCGGCGUGGGACCUGCACGGUCAAUAUUCCACGGACGUUUUCACGAAGGAGGCGGUGAGACUGAUCGACAGGCACAAUUCUAGUCAGCCGAUGUUCCUAUACUUGGCCCAUGCAGCCGUGCACUCUGGAAACCCUUACAAUCCGCUACCGGCGCCGGACGAGGAAGUCGCCAAGUUCAACAAUAUCUUCGAUUACAAUCGAAGACGUUUCGCAGGUAUGCUAAGUAAACUGGAUCAAUCCGUGGGCCAAGUAGUUGAAGCUCUGUAUAAGAAAGACAUGUUGCGAGACUGUAUAAUCAUCUUCUCGACGGACAAUGGUGGGCCUGCCGCUGGAUUUAAUUUGAAUGCGGCAUCUAAUUGGCCACUGAGAGGAGUCAAGAAUACUCUUUGGGAAGGCGGCGUCAGAGGUACGGGAUUAAUAUGGUCUCCCAAACUGAUGCAUUCUGGUCGAGUGAGCAGGCAAAUGUUACACAUUGCCGAUUGGCUGCCGACACUUAUAACAGCCGCCGGCGGUAAUCCGUCGAACUUAACCGUCGACGGCAUGGAUCAGUGGCAUGCACUUAGCGAAGAUACCGAAUCACCGCGCGCGAGCGUUCUUCACAACAUCGAUGACAUUUACGGUACAUCUGCUAUCACGGUUGGCGACUGGAAGCUUAUUCAGGGGUCUACUUAUAAAGGCUCGUGGGACGGAUGGUACGGUCCAUCCGGUAGGGAAUGGGUCUACGACGUGGACAGCGUGAUCAACAGCACGACAGCACGUGCCAUCGCUAGUGUAGGAGUAGGCAUUACCGCAGAAGCUGUUCGAACACUGCGCGAAAACGCGAUGCUCAAGUGCCCGCCGCGGAAUGACAGUCUACCUCUUUGCAAACCGUUGGAGGAAAAGUGCCUCUUCAACAUCUAUCAAGAUCCUUGUGAAGAAAAUAAUCUUGUUAAUCAGUUUCCUACGAUCGUCAGGAAGCUUCAGGACGAGCUGAAGAAGUUCAGCAGCAGCGCGAUUCUUCCUGGAAAUCUUCCAUGGGACAGCAAGGGUGAUCCGAAUUUAUGGGAUCAUACUUGGAACAAUUUUGGAGAUUAUGUUAAUGUUAUGGUGAACUCUGCAUCCUGAUCGAUUAUCGUAGUCUGAAGGAUUUCAUCUUCCAACGGAGUGAUAAAUAAUUCGUGCAAAAAGCACAUCAGAAAAAAUGUGUUGCGUAUGUCAGCACAUAUUUGUUAUGCUAUGAAGAAAUCUGUAUAAUUGGGAAAAAAAUGUAAUCUUUGCUCCUUACUUUCAUCUCUAUGCAUCAACAAUAAAAAGAUGUACGUCAUCGAUAGAUUAUAAAAAUAUCCGGGAUUAUAAUUAGAGAUGUUAUUUUAUUUAUAAUAUAAUUAUAUUAGUGACCUUAUAUUUUAUUGCUCAAUUUGUUAACGUAAUUUUACAACAGCGAUUUCGAUAUGUUUUAAUAAAGAAGGUAUGUGUAUAUAAAGAAUUUUAUUAAGGACAAAUAAAUCGGAAUGGUCAAUGGUGAUUAUUAUUGAUCAUUUCUCAAUGUACAAGUA
Messenger RNA from Solenopsis invicta (red fire ant), 2336 nucleotides. RefSeq names its product arylsulfatase B. The transcript has 9 exons. The record is from RefSeq and is a predicted model, not a curated record. Lineage: Eukaryota; Metazoa; Arthropoda; Insecta; Hymenoptera; Formicidae. The coding region runs from base 16 to 1905 and encodes 629 amino acids.